Rhododendron vialii is the source of this 768-nucleotide messenger RNA. RefSeq lists its product as uncharacterized. Lineage: Eukaryota; Viridiplantae; Streptophyta; Magnoliopsida; Ericales; Ericaceae. The record is from RefSeq and is a predicted model, not a curated record. The transcript has 3 exons. Bases 1 to 768 code for a protein of 255 amino acids.
AUGUUUAUAUCUCAGUAUAAGUAUGCAAAAGGGCUUGUAAGUAAGUUUGGUCUUGAGUCUGCUAAGCAUGCUCGUACUCCCAUGAGCACUACUGUGAAGCUUGCACGAGAUAGUGAUGGCAUAGAUGUUGAUCAGACCACUUAUCGUAGUAUGAUAGGUAGCUUACUGUACCUUACUGCUAGUCGUCCAGAUAUUGCAUUUAGUGUUGGGGUUUGUGCUCGGUAUCAGGCGUCUCCUAAAGAGUCUCAUCUCUCAGUUGUUAAACGUAUCAUUAAAUAUGUGAGUGGAACUCUUAACUAUGGAAUAUGGUUUACCCAUGACACUACUGCUAAUUUGGCUGGUUACACUGAUGCCGAUUGGGCGGGUUGUGCAGAUGAUAGGAAGAGUACUUCUGGUGGAUGUUUCUACAUAGGAAACAAUCUAGUUUCUUGGCUUAGUAAAAAACAGAAUUCUAUUUCCCUAUCUACAGCCGAGGCUGAAUAUAUCGCAGCGAGCAGUGGAUGUACUCAAUUGUUAUGGAUGAAACAGAUGCUUGCUGAUUAUGGUAUUACCCAAGACAUUCGUCACCAUUUCAUUCGAGAUCUUGUCGAGGAUAGAGUAAUUCUCUUAGAAUAUCUGGAUACUGAACAUCAGAAGGCUGAUAUCUUUACUAAACCUCUUGAUCACAUUCGUUUCGAUUAUCUUCGUAAAUCUGUGGGGCUACAUUGUGUCUUGUAUUCUUCUCUCAAGAUUGACCUUUCAGCAUUUUGGAUACUCUGUGGGAGUUGA